GUAUGUUUUUCAAACUUUUGAUUUCCUGUUUAAAAUUUAAAGAGAAACGACACAUGUGAGUGUUUUAUUUUGUGUUUAAAGAGAUGCUCAACACAAACCAUGAACCAUACUUUAUUGAAUUGUCAGGAAGUGAGACUAUACGCGGAAUACAAGCCAACAAUGGGAUACAUAAAUAUUCAACUAUUUUCUCAAAGAUUGUCUGAGAACAUAUCAUUAGACAGCAAUGUUUGUGUGGAAAAUGACACUAUUAGGGUAGAAGAUGUGGAAUCGAGUGUUGCUUUCAAAUUUAAAGACAUUGUGUUUGAACCAACAACAUGCAGGAAUUUACAGUAUGAUAAGAAAGGAGAGGUCACAUUGACAGUACAGGUCAAGAGGCCCAGCAGUGAGACGCUGACUGUUGUACAUAGAAGUCAUAAUCAACAAGAAGAGUUUGUUCGAGAAAUAAAGGCAAACCAAAAUAACUGUUUUUGUCAAGUUUGUGGAGCAAAAAUUCUGAAAGAUUCUUGUCAUUUUUUACGUGUGAUGCCCCUCCCCUCGGAGAAUUGGUCCGAUUUCUCAGACAUGUGGUUUUGUCACAAUCAUUCACAUUCAAAUGACAGCGGUCAGGCAACCAACAAUCCUGUGAGCUCAGACUUAAAGCUUAGACCAAAGUUAAAGGACUGCUUGGUUGCGGAAACUUACUUCCUGGUUGUGUCUGAUCAAAUCAAGGAAGGAAACAUUCAGUCUAAAGAAGAUGUCAGUGUGUAUUGUAGGCGUUGUAGAAAUCUACUGGGUGAAGUGAUGCCCAGAGAGAAAAACGGUGUUUCUAGCAGUGAUCGGAAAGUCACAAAAAUUCUCAGGAGUUCAGUCCUUUUCCACUUGGAUCUAAAACCACAUGGUCCUGAAAGGGAACCAGUACAGCAUAGGGGGUUUGAGGUAGAGGACAUGUUUGCCAGUCUUCUGAUGGACCACAGCAGAAUGUACACAAGCUUCAAAUUGUAUGUCACCAGUUCCACAGAAGGCAAACCGUUUCAUUGUUUAAUAUGGAUUAUUGAUCCCAAACUGCUGAUUUAUAAGGGAAGUUCGCAUUCUACACAUGAAUUCCUUGCUCCACUCACUGCUGUAAAAGUUUUAUUCAAAGCAUUAUUAGAGCAUGAUAGCGAAAGUGAAAAAGAACAAAAGGAAUGGAAGAAAGACAACUCAAUUCAUAUAACUGCCCUUCCUUACGCAAGCUGCCUCACACUCUUACAGUUACUGAUUAAUAAUUCCAAAUCCUUGCCCAUAAAAUGCAGAAAACAUGAGGAAUUCAAUGUAGGAUAUUUGAAAUUCCAAAAGAAAGCAGCAACUCAAUGCUAAUAACAUCACGUACCAAGGACACUAAAACGCUACUGUUUGAGCCUGGUAUUAGUGUCAUGAAUAAGUAUACUUAGAAAAAUGUAGUAUGCGUACAUUCAUGUAUUUAUAUAUUCAUACUUGCAUGAAUCAAGUUUUUUAAUAAAUGAUGAUAAAUCAA
Molecule: messenger RNA, 1492 nt
Organism: Magallana angulata
Lineage: Eukaryota; Metazoa; Mollusca; Bivalvia; Ostreida; Ostreidae
Product: E3 ubiquitin-protein ligase E3D-like
Exons: 8
Coding region: 100-1335 (411 amino acids)
Biological process (GO): protein polyubiquitination; protein autoubiquitination; proteasome-mediated ubiquitin-dependent protein catabolic process
Cellular component (GO): cytosol; ubiquitin ligase complex; nucleus
Molecular function (GO): ubiquitin protein ligase activity; ubiquitin conjugating enzyme binding; cyclin binding
Source: RefSeq, a predicted model, not a curated record